GUGGCCCGGCCACCUGUCGAUUGAUCAUGAAGCCGAACAUGAAUAAAUGGUAAUAUGCCGAUACAUGCCAUUUAAUAGCCUACAUCGGAUCAACGCGAGGACGAACAGCAUUGCCUUUCAUGUCAUCCUACAUUUUCGCAAUGAUGUUUUUCCGACUUGCUGUAUACCUACUGACAUUUGGCGCGGGGUCUGCCCAUAUGGCAUUAAAGUAUCCCUGCCCUCGAUACAGCGCACACGGGAUAGACUGUCCGGUACUCCCUGACGGUGAAUCGCCUGACUAUACGCCGGUUGAGCCAAUUGGGAACUACCAGAACAUCACUUACCCGCUCUGCAAAUUUACUAAGCCAUUCCCAGCACCCAGUGCAGUCUGGAGACCCGGCGAAAAGACAACCGUCACUUUGGAGGGCAAAGCUGCUCAUGGCGGCGGUCACGCUCAGUUCUCACUAUCCUACGACAACGCAGCAACCUUUGUUGUAGUGCAUGAGAUCUUACGGCAUCUGUUCUUUACCAGCUCAUCAUGGAGCAACAUACCGGACGUGCUGGACUACUCGUUUACGCUGCCUAAUGAUCUUCCGGGCAGCGACCAUGCCAUCUUUGCGUGGACCUGGGUAAACGCCCAGGGAAAUCGCGAGUUUUUCAUGAGCUGUGCAGAUAUCAAAAUCAUCGGACAGCCGGGAAAUUAUACGGGAAAGGCCACUGUUAUCGCAAACUACGGACCCGACACACCGUAUAUCGACGAGUUCAACGGACAAUAUGAUAUGGGCAUCGAUAUAUAUGCAGACUCACCGAACAUUACCGUGUUCGGUGGUGGAAAUUCAGUUGAUGAGAAACCCAGACGCUACUAAUACUAGG
This is a messenger RNA of Linderina pennispora, 852 nucleotides long. RefSeq lists its product as uncharacterized. The record is from RefSeq and is a predicted model, not a curated record. Bases 120 to 845 code for a protein of 241 amino acids. Lineage: Eukaryota; Fungi; Kickxellomycota; Kickxellomycetes; Kickxellales; Kickxellaceae. The transcript has a single exon.